CGGCCGGGUCCGGGCCGUGGCCGCGAUCCCGCGGAGCCCGCCGAGCAGGUUGCUUCCAGCUAUGUAACGUCUUCCGGUCCCAUGACAUGGAAAUUGACCAGUGUUUGUUGGAGUCCCUGCCCCUGGGCCAGAGGCAGCGUCUGGUGAAGCGCAUGCGUGGCGAGCAAAUCAAGGCCUACUACGAGCGCGAGAAGGCCUUUCAGAAGCAGGAAGGGCUCCUGAGGAGACUGAGGCCCGGGAGGAGCCAGAAGGUCCGCUUCCACCUGGCUGAUGUGAUACAGGAUGCUGUCAUCCACCACAACGACAAGGAAGUGCUCCGGCUGCUGAAGGAGGGUGCGGACCCGCAUGCUCUGGGCUCUUCAGGAGGCUCGCUACUCCACCUGUGUGCUCGUUACGACAACGCCUUCGUCGCAGAGAUCCUGAUUGACAGAGGGGUGGACGUCAACCACCAGGAUGAGGACUUUUGGACGCCAAUGCACAUCGCCUGUGCGUGCGACAACCCGGAUAUCGUGCUGCUACUUUUAUUGGCUGGGGCCAAUGUCUUUCUCCAGGACGUCAACGGAAAUAUCCCCCUAGAUUACGCCCUCGAAGGGACAGAAUCCAGCUCUAUCCUGUUGACCUAUCUGGAUGAUAACGGGGUAGACCUGACUUCGCUACGCCAGAUGAAGCUUCAGAGACCAAUGAGCAUGUUAACGGAUGUCAAACACUUCUUAUCAUCAGGAGGAAAUGUGAAUGAGAAAAAUAAUGAGGGAGUGACACUGCUCCACAUGGCCUGCGCCGGCGGCUACGAGGAGGUGGCGUCUCUUAUCUUGGAACACGGUGGCGACCUCGACACAGCGGACGAUCAGUACUGGACCCCUUUACACCUGGCAGCCAAGUACGGCCAGACACACCUGGUGAAACUCCUCUUGCUGCAUCAGGCCAACCCCUGCCUCGUGAACUGUAAUGAAGAGAAGCCCUCAGAUAUCGCUGCCUCUGAGUUUAUUGAGAAGAUGCUUCUGAAAGCUGAAAUGGCCUGGGAAGGGAAAAUGCAAGAAGCGCUCCCUGAGGGACCUCUGUCCACCCCUAUCUUCACACAAGAGGAGGCAUGGGAGGAGGGAGGGCAUGAUCUUCCAGCCCUCUCUAGCAAGCUCAGUCCCCUGGUGCUACCAAUCGCCAAGCAAGACAGCUUGUUGGAAAAAGACACUAUGUUCAGAGACGCCACCCAAGGCGUGUGCAAGCAGACUCAGGACGGCAGCCCGGAGCACUCGGGCUUGAGCGGCUCCAGCAGACCCGAGCAGGUGCAGCUCAUGCCCCCCGCGCCCAACGAUGACCUCGCCACCCUGAGCGAGCUGGACGACCGCAGCCUGCUCUACGAAAUCCAGAAGCGCUUCGGGAACCACCAGGUCUACACUUUUGUUGGAGAUGUGCUCUUGCUUGUGAACCCAUUCAAGGAGCUCCCGAUUUAUUCUACCAUGGUCUCGCAGCUGUACCUGAGCCCCACGGGGACGCCGAGCCCCUCGCUGCCCCCCCACCUCUUCUCCUGCGCGGAGCGGGCCUUCCACCGUCUCUUCCGGGAGCAGCGGCCCCAGAGCUUCAUCCUCAACGGCGAGCGGGGGUCCGGGAAGUCGGAGGCCUGCAAGCAGAUCGUGAGGCACCUGACCUGCAGGACGGGCACCAGCCGGGCCUUGUUCCACGCCAGGUUCAAGCACGCCAUGCACAUCUUAGAAGCCUUUGGAAACGCCAAGACAACGCUUAAUGAUCAGUCCAGCUGCUUCGUCAAGUACUGGGAAGUGCAGUUCUGUGAGCGGAAUCAGCACGUGACUGGAGCCAGAAUUCAUACCUACAUGCUAGAGAAGUCCAGGCUUGUGUCCCAGCCGGCUGGCCAGAGCAAUUUCCUGAUUUUCUACUGGUUGUUGGAUGGGCUAUCCGCUGAAGAAAAAUACAGACUUCACCUGAAUAAGUUGUCUUCCCACCGGUAUCUGAACCAGACCUUGGGGGAAGAGGUGUCCACCUCAAAGCAUGCUCUGAACAGGGAGAAACUCACGCUUUUGAAGCAAGCUCUGAAUGCGAUCGGCUUCAGCAUCGUGGAGGUGGAGAACCUGUUCACGAUCCUAGCCGCAGUGUUACACCUGGGAGACAUCCAGUUCACCGCCCUGACCACCGACACGGACGCAGCCUUUGUUUCUGACCUCCAGCUCCUAGAGCAAGUGGCCGCGAUGUUGCAAGUAUCGACAGAUGAGCUGGCGUCGGCCUUGACAACCGAGGUUCAGUAUUUUAAAGGAGACUUGAUCACACGGCGGCACUCCACGGCAAAGGCCGAGUUUCACCGCGAUCUCCUGGCCCAGGCCCUGUACAGUCGUUUGUUCGGCUUUCUGGUGAACAGCAUGAAUUGCUGCCUGCAGGGUCCAGAGGAGCACAGCAGCACGCGCACGCUGGAUAUUGGAAUCCUGGAUAUCUUUGGCUUUGAAGAGUUUCAGAAGAAUGAAUUUGAACAACUUUGUGUCAACAUGACCAACGAGAAGAUGCACCAUUAUAUCAAUGAAGUGCUUUUCCUACAAGAGCAAACAGAGUGUGUACAAGAGGGGGUUACCAUGGAAACGGCAUAUUCUCUUGGUAACCAGGCUGGAGUUCUGGAUUUCUUUUUCCAGAAGCCGUCUGGCUUCCUCGCUGUAUUGGAUGAAGAAAGUCAAAUGGUCGGGUCAGUGGAAUCCAACCUUCAGAAGAAGCUUCACAGCCUCCUGGAGUCGUCGAACACGAAUGCAGUCUACUCCCCUGUGAAGGACGGCAACGGGAACGUGGCCCUUCGAGGGCUCGGCACGGCCUUCACCGUCAUGCACUAUGCGGGACGGGUAAUGUACGACAUUGCUGGAGCGAUUGAGAAAAAUAAAGAUUCCCUUUCACAGAAUCUUCUAUUUGUAAUGAAAACUAGUGAAAAUGUCGUGAUCAAGCAUUUGUUCCAGUCAAAACUGUCACCCGCCGGAGCCCUCCUCGCUUCCUACCCUUCCUUAAAAUUCCGAGGACACAAGUCCGGCCUGCUCAGCAGGAAAAUCACAGCUGCUUCCGUGAUUGGAGAGAACAGGAACUAUCUAGAGCUCAGUAAGUUAUUAAAAAAGAAAGGAACUUCUACAUUCCUCCAAAGACUAGAACGACGAGACCCAGUGACCAGGUCAUCGCAGCUCAGGAAGUCUCUGGCCGAGAUCACGGGGAAGCUGCGGCAGAGCAGCCCGCACGUUGUCCACUGCAUCAAGCCCAACAGCUCCCGGCUUCCGGACACCUUUGACCCCUUCUACGUCUCUGCCCAGCUGCAGUACGUCGGGGUGCUGGAGGUGGUGAAGGUCUUCCGCCACGGCUUCCCUGCCCGCCUGUCCUUCUCCGACUUCCUGGCCAGGUUCGAGCCCUUGGCUGCCGCGCUCCUGGGCAAGACGCGGGAUCUGUGUGCGGAGGAGCGAUGCCGGCUCGUUCUCCACCGCUGUGAAUUGCAAGGCUGGCAGAUGGGCGUGCACAAAGUGUUCCUGAAGUCCUGGCACAUGGACCAGCUCAGUGACCUGUGUCUCCAGCUGCAGCAGAGGGUCGUGACCUGCCAGAAAGUUAUAAGGGGUUUUCUAGCACGCCGGCAUGUGCUUCAGAAAAUGAGUGCUAAGCAGCAAGAGGUCAAGUCCAUUGAGAGCUUUCUGGAGGACACAGAGGACAUGGCACUAAGAACCUACGACGCCCUGGUCAUCCAGAACGCUUCCGACAUCGCCCGGGAAAACGACCGGCUGCGGAAGGAAGUGCACGCCCCCCACCACAGAGAGAAGGGCGAGGCCAGGAGCAAGCAAGAAGAGGCGGUGAAAAGAGCCGAAGAGCAGAGCGGGUGCCGACACCUCCAGCCCAGCUCCGCGCCCAUGCCGUCGGCAGUGGAGAGCCUGGCCCCGGCUCCGGCUCCACCAUCUCUCCGGUCUCCAUCCCUGCACUCCGUGUUGAGCAUGGAGGAGGGCAGUGGCCUCCCGUCGCCGCGGAAGCAGCCCCCUCCCAAGCCAAAGAGAGACCCCAACACGCGGCUGAGCGCCUCCUACGAGGCGGUGAGCGCCUGCCUCUGCACCAGCAGCGAAGCCCUGACGCGCCGCAGACCCCACAGUGACGACUACAGCACGGUGAAGAAGAUCCCCCCACGGAAGCCCAAGAGGAGCCCGCACACCAAGCUCAGCGGCUCCCACGAGGACAUCUGGGGGCCGCGGGGGCCGGGGGCGGGCGCGCCGGGCAGCGCGCGCGGGGGGCCGCCGCCGCCUCCUCCCCCGUGCGCCCCGUGGGCCCCGCGGCCGCUGCGCCCCGAAGGCGGCGACCAGGACGACGACGGGGAGGCGGAGCCCGUGUACAUCGAGAUGGUGGGCCACCUGGCCGGCGGCGUCGGGGGGCCGGGCAGCCCCGAGCACGAGGCGGUGUACGAGGAGAUGAAGUUCUUCCCGCCCGAGGACGCCGGCGGCCCCGGCCCCCACGCGCCCUGCCCGGCCGCGCCGUCGCCGCCCCCACCCCCGGCGGCCAGCGAGCUCCCCCCGGACGCGUGCGGCAUCCCCGCGCCCUUCCCCAACCUGCUGCCCCACCGGCCGCCCCUGCUGGUCUUCCCGCCCGGCCCCCCCGCCGCCGGCUGCUCCCCGGCCUCCGACGAGUCCCCGCUCACCCCCCUGGAGGUGAAGCGCCUGCCCGUGCUGGACACCAACCUCAAGUACCCGGUGCCGCCCGACGGCGCCAGCCCCGGCUCCCCGCAGGGCGCCCGCGCGCAGCCCGACGGGGGGGACGGGACCGCGCCCCCCGCGCCCCCCGCCACGCCGCCCCCCGCGCCCCCCGCGCCCGCCUGGCUGCCCUCGCACUUCCCCUUCCCCCCGGACCCCCCCCACCACGCCAGGCCCGCCCCGCCCCAGGCGCCCCCCAAGCCCGGCCCCGCCCCGCCGCCGCCGCCGCCGGGGGGAGGCGCGCGGUCCCCCGCCCGGGCCCCCCGGACGACGCCCCCCGCUGCCGCCGCCUCGCCCCCCGCGGCGGCGCCCCGCAGCCCCCCGCCGCGGGCCCGGCCGCCCGCCAGCCCCCUGGACGAGCUGGCCAGCCUCUUCCACUCGGGCCGCAGCGUGCUCCGCAGGUCGGCCGCAGGACGCAGGAUCCGGGAGGCCGAAGGUUUUGAAACUAACAUGAACCUAACUAGCCGGAAUGAUCCUUCAACAUCAGAGAUUGCUUCAGAGACUCAAGACAGAAAUGCGAAUACCAGUGGAAUUCCAUUAUCUAAUUCACUCUCCGGCGCUGUGACUGCUGAGAAUGGGAAUUCUGUCUCUAACGGUCUGCGUGAAGAGGACGGGUUCCCGCAGGGCUGCGGGGGCGGGACCGCGGCCUCGUCGUUCCAGAGGCACCGGGAGAGCCACACCACCCAGGUAAUCCAUCACCUGAGGCUCUCAGAGAAUGAAAGUGUGGCCCUGCAGGAACUCCUGGACUGGAGACGGAAGCUCUGCGAGGAACAGGAAGACUGGCAGCGUGUCCUACAGCACACGGAGCCCCGCACACCCCCACCACCUCCCUGCAGGAAGCCCACACUCCUGAAGAAGCCUGAGACAGCCUCCUGCAGCAGGCUGCCCUCCGAGCUCUGGGACAGCACCAUCUGACAUGGCUUGGAGAUGGACACACAGCACAACUGCCUGGUGGCUGCAGGCCACAUCAAUCUCUCCAUGCAUUUACACUAAAGCACAGAUCUCUCGUGUGCGUGCGUGCGUGCGUGCGUGUGCGUGCACUUGUCCA
Molecule: messenger RNA, 5739 nt
Organism: Perognathus longimembris pacificus (Pacific pocket mouse)
Lineage: Eukaryota; Metazoa; Chordata; Mammalia; Rodentia; Heteromyidae
Gene: Myo16
Product: myosin XVI
Exons: 35
Coding region: 87-5606 (1839 amino acids)
Biological process (GO): negative regulation of G1/S transition of mitotic cell cycle; neuron projection morphogenesis; phosphatidylinositol 3-kinase/protein kinase B signal transduction
Cellular component (GO): myosin complex; nucleoplasm; perinuclear region of cytoplasm
Molecular function (GO): ATP binding; protein phosphatase binding; cytoskeletal motor activity
Source: RefSeq, a predicted model, not a curated record